AUGCUCUCGCCGCGGGAAAAGUUUGGCGUGCACGCGCUGCUGGCCUUCUUCUCGACGCGCGUGCUCCGCGGCGGCCCCAAGAUCCUACUGCACCUGGCCGCGUGUCUGGUCGUCUUCAUCCUAAUCAUCCGCUUCACGACGCCGACAGCUCACACCGCAUCGCCGCUAGCGGACGUAUAUGCUCACGGCGGCAGUAGCAAGGACGGAUCUGCUUCCGGGUUGAGGAUUGUCGUGUUUGGAGCCGACGACAUUGCAAUGCCCGCACCCGUACGCGGCCUCGAGAAGGAGACGAGCCGGGCAUGGACAGAGGUGCUCUGCCAAGAGCUCAAAUGCUCGCAGUACCAGUCGUUCGUCCCGGCCGCCGACAACAACACGCACGCCAUGGUGUCCAACAGCAUCUACGACGCCGCCGUCGAGCACCUGAUGAACGAGACGUGGGGCAACCACAGCCCCGGCGGGAAUUACGGCUUCCAGGCCGACGAGUUCCCCGUGGUCAGCCUGCCAGAUCUGAGCAGGCAGGUGUCGGCGUUCCUGGGGACCCGCACGCCCAGCACACGGCCCAACGAGACGCUGUGGGUGUUCACAUUCGGCACGUGGGACGUCUGGGCGCUGGCGUCGAUGCCCCUAAACAUUAGCGGCACCGUCAUCGAGCUGCUAGCCGAUAGCGUGUUCGACGAGGCGGAGCGGUUGUACCACAGCGCGCUGGACGAGGGCUCGGUGGCGUGGUCUGGCGUAGCUGGCCAGCAGCGAGGCGGGGGCGCGACGGCUAAAAGAAACGCCUACCCCGACAACACCAACCCAGAGACGGACAUGAAAGGACGCAGGGCCGACCAGUUCUCCAUUAUGAUCCCGACGCUGUUCGACCCGUCACUGACGCCGGGCUGGGACCUGGCGCGGCCGGCGCUCUCCGCGGUCCACUCCAAGGCCGAGCAGCUGCGCAACGCGGCGGCGCUGACGGGCAAGUGGAACUCGCGACUGGCCGAGAACCUGCACGACUGGGUGCGCGGGCCGGGCGGCGGGCGCACUACACCGCAGGGCCAAGACGAGCCCAGCGCGAGCGCGUCCGCGUCGCUGCUCGACCGCAUCGCCUCCCGCAAUAAGUACCCGCUGCGCGACGCCUUCCUGCAUGACCAGGCCGGGCUCGUGCUCGACGCCGUGGUGGAGCGCCAGCUGCGCGACGGCGGCAUGGCUGACACCACAAACCCAAACGCCCAGCCCGAGGCCGAAGUGUACCGCCACGUGCGCACGCCGUGUGUUCUUGGUGGCGCCCCCUGCGAGGCGCCGCACCAGCACCUGUUCCUCACGCCCUUCAAGGUCGGGUCGCGCGCCGUGGCGGACCUGGGCCGGCGCGCGGCCGCCAUGGUGCGCCGCGGCGAGACGCUGCGGGCGAACUGGGCAGCCAGCGGCGGCGCGUCGUCGUGGGCCAGCUGA
Lasiosphaeria miniovina is the source of this 1431-nucleotide messenger RNA. RefSeq lists its product as uncharacterized. The coding region runs from base 1 to 1431 and encodes 476 amino acids. The record is from RefSeq and is a predicted model, not a curated record. The transcript is spliced from 3 exons. Lineage: Eukaryota; Fungi; Ascomycota; Sordariomycetes; Sordariales; Lasiosphaeriaceae.